Molecule: messenger RNA, 516 nt
Organism: Hansenula ciferrii
Lineage: Eukaryota; Fungi; Ascomycota; Saccharomycetes; Phaffomycetales; Wickerhamomycetaceae
Product: Peroxiredoxin-2
Exons: 1
Coding region: 1-516 (171 amino acids)
Biological process (GO): cellular response to oxidative stress; cell redox homeostasis; hydrogen peroxide catabolic process
Cellular component (GO): peroxisome; mitochondrion; cytoplasm
Molecular function (GO): thioredoxin peroxidase activity
Source: RefSeq, a predicted model, not a curated record
AUGGGAUUAUCAAAAUCAGCUUCAUUACCAACUCAAUACUCUUUAGACUAUGUUAAAUUUGAUUCCUCCGCAAAGAAAGGAAAUCAAGAAUCACCAGCUAAGAUUGAAUUUAAAGAUUUAAGUAAAGGUACUUUUGUUAUUGUUGGUACACCAGCUGCUUUUUCACCACCAUGUUCAGAACAACAUUUACCAGGAUAUUUAACUUAUUUGAAAGAUUUCACUUCAAAAGGUGCUAAAGUCAUUGUAUUGAGUAAAGAUAAUUUAUUUGCCAAUUAUGCAUGGGCACAAAAAUUCAAUGUUUCUGAUCAACAAGAUUCAAUUAUCUUUGCAAGUGAUACAAAUUUGAAAUUUUCUAAAGAUCAUGAUCUUUCUACAACUGAAUUUGAUCCAUUAGGUGAAGUUGCUAGUAGAUAUGCUUUGGUUGUCAAAGAUGGUGUUAUUACUUAUAUUGGUAAAGAAAAGGAAAUUACUGAAGUUACCGUUUCAAGUGCUGAAAAGGUUUUAGCUGAAUUAUAA